Molecule: messenger RNA, 1257 nt
Organism: Papilio xuthus (Asian swallowtail)
Lineage: Eukaryota; Metazoa; Arthropoda; Insecta; Lepidoptera; Papilionidae
Product: glyoxylate reductase/hydroxypyruvate reductase
Exons: 8
Coding region: 233-1210 (325 amino acids)
Cellular component (GO): cytosol
Molecular function (GO): glyoxylate reductase (NADPH) activity; NAD binding; hydroxypyruvate reductase (NADH) activity
Source: RefSeq, a predicted model, not a curated record
AAGUAAUUACAAGUGUUUUAGACAAUGGUAACAAUGUAAAUGUGAUGUCAUCAUUUCCCGUGACAAUAGCCGGUUAUACCGACUGAUUAACAGAUGAGAACAGUUGGUUACUUGUUGAGAAAUGAGAACAGUUUAUCGUGACAUGUUUGCUAGUGAGCGCGUGAAUAUUCAUUAGUUUAAAUUAAAAACCAUCCGUAGAAGGCCAACAUAAUUUAUCUUUAAUAUUAAAAAAAUGGCGUUGAAACGAGUUCUAAUUGUGAAUAAAUCAUUUCCUGAAAUUGGAUUGGAGUUACUUAAAAAGAAAGUAGAACCUAUAGUUGUCCCUCAUUUAGACUACGAACCAGAGAGCUUGCCGGCGAUUAAGAAAGCUAUAAAAGGCUGCGACGCUAUCAUUUGGAACACAAAACAUCAGCUUACUGGGGAUAUACUGGAUUUAGCAGGUCCCCAAUUAAAAGCUAUUUCCACAAUGUCAUCUGGUACUGACCACAUAAACCUUGAAGAUGUGUUCACACGCGGCCUAUUGCUAGGAAACACGCCACACGUGCUAGACAACUGCGUUGCAGAUAUCGCUGUCGGUCUGCUCAUAGCCGCUGCUAGAAGAUUCAAAGAAGGCGUAGAUGAAAUUAUGAGCGGUGAAUGGAAGUACGGCGUGCAAUGGUCCCUCGGGCAGGAUAUUACCGGCAGCACUGUCGGUGUCGUAGGACUCGGUGGUAUUGGACAAGCUAUGGUGAGGAGGCUGAAAGGCUUUGAUGUAGCACGCUUUCUUUAUUCGGGACGUAGCGAAAAACCUGAAGCAAAGAACCUGGGUGCAUUGCGAGUUCCAUUAGAGCAGUUGCUAAGAGAGAGCGACUUCGUGCUUCUCUCCUGUCCGCUGACUGAUGAGACCAGACACAUGAUUAAUGCGAACACGUUAAAGUUAAUGAAGAGAAACGCCGUUCUCGUUAAUAUUGGAAGAGGAGGUCUCGUUGAUCAAGAAGCAUUAUACAACGCACUCAAGCACGGUGAAAUAUUUUCUGCGGGUCUGGAUGUUGUCACUCCUGAGCCGCUGCCUAAAGACCACCCUCUUCUUACACUUCCAAAUUGCUUCAUAGUGCCGCAUUUGGGCAGUGCAACAAUUGCCACGAGGAAUGCAAUGGCAACAAUAUCAGCUAACAACGUUAUGCACGCGCUACAAGGACAACCAAUGAUGUAUCCAGUGUAUAAGACAUAACCUAAAAAUUAUUCAUCGAAGUUUUUAUUAACUACUCGUAGAUUCUA